Messenger RNA from Aspergillus melleus, 1083 nucleotides. Its product is annotated as NAD-dependent succinate-semialdehyde dehydrogenase. The transcript has a single exon. Gene Ontology annotation, molecular function: succinate-semialdehyde dehydrogenase (NAD+) activity. The record is from RefSeq and is a predicted model, not a curated record. The coding region runs from base 1 to 1083 and encodes 360 amino acids. Lineage: Eukaryota; Fungi; Ascomycota; Eurotiomycetes; Eurotiales; Aspergillaceae.
AUGUCGUCUGUGCCGGGUCGGCGUGUUUUCACGGUGAAACAGCCCCUAGGUGUUGCGGCUGCGUUAGUGCCCUGGAACUUUCCGAUCGCGAUGGUCUUGCGCAAGGCUGGGGCGGCGCUGGCGGCGGGGUGUACGAUGAUCGUGAAGCCGAGUCCCGAGACGCCCGUGUCGACGCUGGUGUUGGCGGAGUUGGCAAGAAGGGCCGGGUUCCCGGCUGGGGUGCUGAACGUGCUGACGACGGAUUUGGAGAACACGCCGGCGCUGAGCGAGGCGCUUUGUCGGCAUGAACUGGUCAAGAAAGUGACGUUUACGGGGUCGACGAGGGUCGGGAAGUUGAUUGCGAGGCAUUGCGCGGAUGGCUUGAAGAAGGUGACGUUGGAGUUGGGUGGGAAUUGUCCGUUCUUGGUGUUUGAUGAUGCCGAUCUCGACCAGGCGUUGGAGCAGUUGAUGGCGCUGAAGUGGCGCCAUGCUGGCCAGGCGUGUAUCACGGCGAAUCGCGUGUAUGUGCAGGCGGGCGUGUAUGAUAAGUUUGCGCAGUUGCUGAAGGAGCGCACGCAGAAGUUGGUGGUGGGGCAUGGCGCGACGGAAGGGACCACGAUGGGGCCGUUGACGACGCCGCGGGGUGUCGAUAAGGCGCUGGAUCAGGUGGAGGAUGCGCGCCGGCUGGGCGCGGAUGUCAUCCUGGGCGGAAAUCGCGUGGAAGGCUCCCGCGGGUACUUCUUCGCGCCGACCAUACUGACGGGCAUGACGCGCGAGAUGCUGGUGUCGCGCGAGGAAACGUUUGCGCCGGUGGCGGCGCUGUAUCGGUUCGAGACGGAGGCGGAGGCGGUGCAGCUGGCCAACGACACCAGCAUGGGACUGGCAAGCUAUGCGUUCACGAAGAACGUCGACCGUAUGUGGCGGCUGCUGGAGAGUUUGGAGGCGGGCAUGAUCGGGAUGAACACCGGUAACUCGUCGGCGGCGGAGUCGCCGUUUGGCGGGAUGAAGGAGUCGGGGUAUGGCAAGGAGAGCGGACGGGGGGUAGCGGUGGAGGAGUAUUUGGUGACGAAGACUGGGACGUUGACUGUGAGUCCGGAGGUAUAG